This is a messenger RNA of Penicillium antarcticum, 1602 nucleotides long. Its product is annotated as Zn(II)2Cys6 transcription factor. The record is from RefSeq and is a predicted model, not a curated record. Gene Ontology annotation, molecular function: DNA-binding transcription factor activity, RNA polymerase II-specific; transcription cis-regulatory region binding; zinc ion binding. Lineage: Eukaryota; Fungi; Ascomycota; Eurotiomycetes; Eurotiales; Aspergillaceae. Gene Ontology annotation, biological process: positive regulation of transcription by RNA polymerase II. The transcript is spliced from 2 exons. Gene Ontology annotation, cellular component: nucleus. The coding region runs from base 1 to 1602 and encodes 533 amino acids.
AUGCCGGACCGUGUACAGCGAAUAGUUCGAGUGCGUACAGGGUGUUGGACCUGUCGACGACGAAAGAAGAAAUGCGAUGAAUCACGCCCAAUAUGUGGCGGCUGUCAACGGAACCACUUAGACUGCUCGUGGCCUGCCAAUGUGCCCGGCAGACGAGAUUCCGCGCCAAAUGAUGCCAACUCGCCAACAUCACAGCGCCGACCGAGUCCUUUGCAAAGCAUUGAGUCCCCUGAUCGGAUCUUAGCUGGGAGAAGUCCCUCGUCGCGAGCGGGAUCCGUCUCGUCGAGCGCCCAGUCUGCCAGUGCUGACGCCGACCACCCGGUUGAGUCCCCGUUGCCUGUUGAAACCAGCCCUCCACGCCCGGUCUCAGUAACUCCUGCCGGGGAUUCACUUGUGUCGGCUUUCUCGAUGCGACAUGUGUUGCCGCGCAGUCUGUCCAUGUUGCCCGGUUACGAUGCCGAGUCUUAUCAGCUUCUCAGUCAUUACUUGGCCACCACAGCCGACUGUAUGGCGAAUGGCUCAACGCCUAUAAAUCCAUUCCUUGUGCAGAUUGUUCCGCUUGCAUUUUCAAGCGAUUUGCUUUUGCAGUUGGUCAUUACGCAGAGUGCCGCUCACCGCGCGUUUCGAUCGCGAGAUGAGUCUGACACUAUUGCCCACAGUCACUAUACCAAGGCUUUACAGCAUUUCCGUCGGGGAGUUACCGACUUUAUUGAUGGCAAAGAAUCAAACCCAUUGAUGCUCCUUGUGGGGGCGCUUUUGAUGUGUUUUACUGAGACAGCAAAAGGAGACAUGAACGGGACGAUUUUCGACCAUCUCUCCGCGGCAAACUCAUUACUGGUCAAAUUACUUGCGCAGAGCGACUCAGCCGUUCCGCGAGACUUAAAAGAUUUCGUCAUCGAAUAUUACACCUACACCGCGACCGUGAGCAUGAUCUCAAUCGAUGCACGGUACAGUGGCCAACUCUUCCUGAACCUCGACCUGGAAGAGCGAUCGCGCGAACUCCUGCGCACUCAAUACGUGGGCAAUCUUUGCGGCUGCUGGCUGGAACUACUACUGCUGAUCCCAUGCAUUUUCGAUCUUGGCCGACAGUGGAUCAUGGACGACGCGCAAGCCCCUGUUCCUACAGCUGAUGAUUUCGCCAUGUUCGCCUCUAUCCAAGCCCAGGUUUUGCGCUGGUCGCCUUAUCCUUCCGUCGGGCCGGAGGUCCAUGUUGCUGGCUUGAUUUUCCAACAGGCUAUUCUCAUCUAUUUAUACACAUCGCUUGAGGGAUUCCGACAUACGCCUGAUGGAAUCUAUAGAGGUUUGCUUGACAAUGCAGUCACAGAAGCAAUGUCAUACCUGAGCGAGCUCUCACCCAACGAACGGAUUAACUCCGGCCUCUGUUGGCCUAUCGCCGUGGUGGGUUCAUGUCUCGUCACUCCAGACCAACAAGCCCAACUCAGAGCGCGGUUAACUGCCAUGACUGAAGCAUUCGGUCUUGGAAAUAUGCAUCGCACACUACUCCUCCUCGAAGCAAUGUGGCUACUACCAAUGUCCGAAGCCGGGCCAUGGAAUAUUUGCCGGGCAAUGCAGCAAAAUCAAAUUUGGAUUUCCUUCGCAUGA